This is a messenger RNA of Phymastichus coffea, 3953 nucleotides long. RefSeq lists its product as uncharacterized. The transcript has 11 exons. The record is from RefSeq and is a predicted model, not a curated record. Gene Ontology annotation, molecular function: UDP-glycosyltransferase activity. Bases 71 to 3451 code for a protein of 1126 amino acids. NCBI's taxonomy places the organism in Eukaryota, Metazoa, Arthropoda, Insecta, Hymenoptera, Eulophidae.
ACGAAUAAAGACGUACAAAGUUCUAGAGUGCUGCAAUUUAAUAUAAUAGUGAAAUUUUUCUUAUUCGAAGAUGAUCUAUAAUAACAAAACAUUAUUAUUUUGUGUCUUUUUAUUAAUCGCAGUGGCACUGAGUGAUGGAUAUAAAAUAUUAGCUAUUUUUGCUUACAAUGCUAAAAGUCAUAACGUCAUGUUUAAUCCAUUGGUUAAAGAACUAGCAAGUCGUGGUCAUCAAGUGGAUGUUAUUACGCAUUUUCCUAUAAAAAAUGCACCACCAAACUAUAAAGUCGUUGUUAAUCUCGAUGGAACUUUGCCAAGAAUCGUUAACAAUUUCACAAUAGAUUUUAUACUAAGCUUUCGAGAUGUUGGUGUUAAUGUGCUUAGUGAACAACUCGGCAACUCGGUAUGCCAUCAAAUAUUGGCAUUAACAUCUUUGCAAAACUUUAUAAAAGAUCUUCCGAAUAAUCCAUCAUACGAUUUAGUUAUAGUUGAGGCAUUCGCAGCCAAUUGUUUUUUCGGAUUUGGUCAUUUACUACAAGUUCCGGUUGUUGCCGUUUCAUCAGCUAUUGAAUAUCCGUGGAUAAGUAGUUUUAUUGGAAAUGAUGACAAUUUAGCUUAUGUAGUAACAUCUUCUCUAUCAAUUUUUGAAAAAAUGACGUUCUGGGAACGUUUAUAUAACUUUUACUUACACAAAAAAGAAGAGUUUACUUUUCAAAGUCUUACAGAACAGAGUCAAACCGAAGCAAUGAGAAAAUAUAUCAGUCCAGAUAUUCCAAACAUCCGUGAGGUGGAAAAAAGUGUUGCCUUAACUUUAAUAAAUUCCCAUCCAGUAAUUUUUGGUGUUAAACCAAUAAUUCCUUCAUUAGUACAAGUUGGAGGAUUACAUAUUGGCCAAGAGAAGUUGGAACUAUCAUCGGAAAUGGAAAAAUGGCUUGAUGAAAGUUCCGACGGGCUCGUGUACUUCACUUUCGGUUCAAUGGCACUAAUAGAAUCACUUCCUAUGUCUACUCUUCAAAAUAUUUUUAAGACCUUUAAAAGCAUAGCUCCUAUUCGAGUUUUAAUGAAAGUAGUUGAUAAACAAAAAUUACCUCCAAGGCUGCCUCCAAAUGUUUUAACUUCUCCUUGGAUUCCUCAAGAAACUGUACUAGCUCAUAAAAAUGUUCGACUAUUCAUAACGCAUAGUGGAUUAAUGGGAAGUCAAGAAGCAUUGUACUACGGCGUACCAAUGGUGGGUGUUCCAUUAUUUGGCGAUCAGUUUCGUAAUGCUGCAGCUUUCGUUACAAAGAAUAUGUCAAUUAAACUCACUCUAGAUGAUUUGAAAACUGACGCUUUUGGAAAAGCUAUGAGAGCUGUUUUGAGUAAUCCUAAAUAUAGAUCAAGUGCUAAGCUUUACUCAAAAUUGUUUCGUGAUAGACCUAUGACUGCCAUGGAUACUGCCAUAUAUUGGAUUGAAUACACAAUUCGUAAUGACCCAUCAGUUCUACGUUCUCCAGCAUUCGAUUUGCAGUGGUGGGAAUUAGCUCAACUUGACAUUUACGCUUUUUUCUUUGUCAGUGUCACUGUUCUACUAAUUCUAACAUAUUGUAUAGUAAACUUUUUCAUUAGAAAAUUAUUUUAUAGUUUCCGAGUAAAAAUAAAAACUACUCGUAACAACUUUCAAACAGCAGUUAUUAGUAUUAAUAGACGUCAAUCGUCUAUCAUUUACCACCAACAAAUAUUGUCAUGCACGUUUGAACUACAAUUUUAUUUUAUGACUGAGAAGUUAAAUGACUUCCUGAUUCUUCUACUUCUGGUUUUCGUUUCAGUCAGAUGCUUUCCACCGUUCUCUGUUGAAUGUUUUUCAAAAUGCAUAAUUAUCUAUACGUCCAAUAAAUUAGAAAUGUUACGUGCAGUGAGUAUAUUAUUUUUGACCGUGAUAGUUUUGGAUCAGUCUAGUGCUUAUAGAGUAUUAGGAAUUUUCCCAUUAAAUGGCAAGAGUCAUGAAAUGAUGUUUGAAGCAUUAAUGAAAGGAUUAGCUAAACGUGGUCAUCAAGUAGAUGUAAUAACUCAUUUUCCAAUAAAAAAUCCGCCUAUCAACUACAGAACUCUAGUCAAUCUUUCUGGUACAAUGGAAAAUCUUAUAAACAGUUUUUCGAUGGAUUUUGUACUUGGAAUGGCAGAUGAAGUUGGUUAUCACGUAGCUACUGCAUAUGGAAAUAGAUUAUGUGAUUUAAUGAAUUUGAAAGAAAUACAAGAAGUAAUCCAUAAUCCACCAACUAAUCCACCUUAUGAUGUUCUAAUAACUGAGGCUUUUGGAGCAAAUUGUUUUAUGGGAAUUGGUUAUCAUUUUAAUAUUCCCAUUGUAGCGGCAUCUUCAGCCCUAGAGUAUCCGUGGGUUAGCGAUUUUACGGGAAAUAAUGAUAAUCCAGCCGUGGUGCCAAACGCAUUAUUUAUGGCAUUUGGUCAAAUGAACUUUUGGCAACGUCUCAAAAAUACAAUUAUUUAUUAUAACGAAAUUUGGAAAUUUCAUAAACUUACAGAACACAGUCAAACAGAAUCGAUGAGAAAAUAUAUAAAUUCUAAGUUACCAAAUAUUAGAGAAAUUGAAAGAAGUGUAGCAUUGACAUUAGUUAAUAGUCAUUCUAUACUCUAUGGUGUUAAACCAGUUUUACCAACUCUCGUUCAAGUAGGCGGUUUACAUGUCGAAGAAAAUGACUCAAAAUUAUCGAAGGAAUUGUUGAAAUGGAUGGAUGAAAGUAAAGAUGGCGUUGUUUAUUUUACCUUCGGUUCUAUGGUUGUCGUUGAAUCAUUAUCUAAGGAUAUUUUGAAAAUAAUUUAUGCUUCUUUUGCUAAAAUAGCACCAACUCGAGUAUUGAUGAAAGUAGCUAAUGCAACUAAUUUACCUCCUGGUUUGCCAAACAAUAUUUUGCACUUACCGUGGAUACCACAGCAAGCUGUUUUAGCACACAAAAAUACAAAAGCUUUCAUAACGCAUGGUGGUUUGAUGGGCAGUCAAGAGGCUCUAUACUAUGGUGUUCCGAUGAUUGGUGUACCGCUUUUUGCUGAUCAACCGCGAAAUGUAGAAGCUUUUGUAGCAAAAAAUAUGUCGAUCAAAUUACCGUUAAAAGAUGUUUCUGAAAAAACUUUAGAUGCAGCAUUACAAGCUAUACUCUUUGAUUCAAAAUAUAGAAAAAGUGCUAAAUACUACUCAAAAUUAUUUAAAGACAGACCUCUCAGUGCAAUGGACACCGCCGUAUAUUGGAUCGAAUACGUAAUACGUAAUGGACCAAAUAUAAUGCGGUCGCCAUCUUUAAACUUGACUUGGUGGCAAUUAGCAUUGCUUGAUGUUUAUACAUUUAUUCUUCUAGUCUUUAUUCUAUCGAAUAUCAUACUCUACUUCAUAUCAAAAUUCGUUUUAAAAAUUAUGCAUAAUGCAGUUUCAGGUGAUGUUCUUCACGAAAAAAAAAUUAGAUGAAUUUUCUGUUUAAUUGGUAUGCAAAUGUUGAUUAUAAAAUAAUAAUAUAACAAAAAUUACUGAUUGAUAAUAAAAUUCUAAUUUAAUAACUUUCUUCUUCGUUAUAUUCAGCGUUAAGUAUAAUCCAAAUUGUAUCAUGAUAAACCUAUAAGUGCUAUAGAUAUCACAACAUACUGCUGGAUCGAAUACGUAGUCGCGAUGGUCUAUUAGUACUACGGUCCCCAGCUUACGAUCUGAGAUGACAGGAAUUAACUUUAAUCGUAGUUUUCGCAUUUAUAUCGGUAUGUCUUGUUAUCAGAACUUAUUUCAAUAAUCUAUAUAACAUUUAUUUUUCAAAUUCAACUUAAAGUAGAAACUUUCUAAAUCGGAAAAUUUCGGAAAACAUUCUGAGCAAAUGGUUUACACGAGUGUUUAUACAUACACAAAUGCUUUAUGAACAUUAAUUCAAAUAUGUGCUAAACUAGUCUGUUUCUUAGUAUGCAAACAAAUUUUAUGAUUUCAU